AUGGAGGAACAAAGCGAGUUGCCGUGGUUUCGGCAGCACGCCGACAGCAACAGCCCGUAUUUCAGGAUGCCUGGCCUCAGGCCUUCCGGGCCGCCCAGCAUGUCAUUGACUCACAAGAAGUCGGGCAUCGCCCCAAACGUGCCCCUGCGGAGGUCUUCUCUGCACAAGUCCACCACAGCUUACGACGAGGGCGACGACACCCGUGACGAAGAAUGGUCACCAGAGCUUGUCACCGCCCGGCACAAGCGGCAAACCCCUCCAUCGCCUAUCCUCGGCCACGAGCCACGGCCAGGAAAGCGCCUGGCGUCCGCCGAGAAGCUGCAGGCCACAGUGUCGAGUUCUGACCAGUCACCUGCCGGUGGCCGCCCAACUGCAGGUGAGCGACAGGUCACCAAUGUCGCUGGGCAGAAGGAUUCACAGGCAUUCGCUGCCCAUCCGCUACCUAGUCCGGCACAAAGCAGCACACCGGUCGCAGCAGCGACAGCACCAGCACCAGCACCAGCCCCAGCCCCAGCCCCAGAGACAUCAAAUGUCUUGGCGCUCGAGGCCAAAAUCAAAGAUCUCGAGCUCAAGCUCUGCAGAGCCAAGGGUAUCGACCUCUUCCAAGUGAAGAACAAGCUCGUCUGGACUAUGCAAGAGCUCGACAAGGUCAAGGACGCCAACGACAAGCUGCGAGCAUCACAGAGGCGAACCGACACGUCGUGGCACAUCGUCCAAACCAUAUUCCCGCAAGUUGGGCUCCUUCUGAGAGCCGACCCAGCCAAAGUGAAUGAGCUAUAUGACCGGUGCAAGGCGCAACAGGCGCAAGUGGCAGCUCCGCGACAGCAGCUUGGUCGUCCCUUACAGGUUGCGGGAGACGCCCCUAAAAAUAAUAAUCCGGUCGGUGCUGCGCAGCCUGAGGCCCAGGCACAUGGAUCUGCCCAGACACCUCCUGUGAGCAGGCCGGCUGGUUCGCUAUUCACUGGGCAGUGGAAGAGCAUUGAAACUGCGGCCCUUCCGCAGCACCAAUCCGCCAGUCUGGCCACGCCGACAGCUAAGAAUGUCGCGAACGACGGCCAUGUCGUGAAUGCUGGGGAGAACUUGCUCUCCAGAAUUCAUCAGGUGCUCAUCGGGACUCCAGACGGCUCCUCACUGCUUGAGAUCGACGGUCGCAAACGUCGUCGUCGUUACGGACGAAAGCAAAGCGACUCCGCGCAGAGCACCCAGCCCGAAACGGACACAGCAGUAGAAACCUCGUCAACUAUUCCAGCUCCCGAGAAGCAGCAAUCAGGCAAGCCGGGCAGUACAUCAGGAGCCAGCGAUCCUCCAGCUGGCCCUGCAGACGACUUGUCCGAUCUCAUCGCACAGCUCAACGCCCAGCCAGACCAGAUCAUCCAGCCCCUUUCGGCGGACUCUCCCAAUGCGCCACCAGAAUCAGGCACCAAUCAAAGUCACGACGCGGAUCCUACAGCGACCCCAAGCUUCGCCGACUCCCUCAGCACCAACGCCCCUACCGAGGACGUACAGCCCGCGACCAACAAACCAGCCUCAACGACGGCCGCUACUGUCGUCGUCGAGGCCCUCCGCGCAGAGAACGCCGACUUGCUCGAGCAGAACAAGCAGCUCCAGCGCCGCGUGCGGGUACUCCUGAACCAGCAGACCGGCUGUGGGCUUCCGAGUUGA
Messenger RNA from Microdochium trichocladiopsis, 1662 nucleotides. RefSeq lists its product as uncharacterized. Lineage: Eukaryota; Fungi; Ascomycota; Sordariomycetes; Xylariales; Microdochiaceae. The coding region runs from base 1 to 1662 and encodes 553 amino acids. The transcript has 4 exons. The record is from RefSeq and is a predicted model, not a curated record.